AUGUUAGCGAACAGGAAGCGCCAGCGCAGUGAUAGCGUCGCUGUCCAUGCCCUUCCUAAGAAGGUCAAACAAGCUUCUCCCGAAGCUGAUGUGAGCGCCACCUCGAAGGACGACAAGAGCGCCGUCCCCGAAAACGAAGAGAAGUCACAAACGUCCGGCCCCUUCAUCUACACCACGCCAAAAACGGACGCACAGUCAUCCGACAUCCACCUCCUGUUCUUUUCCUUCGAUAUCGAGGAACGGAUGGGUAUCAAGGCGUGGCCCCGCGCAGCCGUUCGCGAGAUAUGGGCGCUCAUCAAGGAUCUUCCCGAAGAUGAGCAAGAGGCCAAGCUUGAGGCCCUCGACUGCGUCAAGACGUUCCCACUCGUACAAGUCAACUAUAGCGACGAGGACGUUGAGAGUGGGGAAGGGGGGAAGAUGUAUGAUGUGGCGAUCCAAGCUAUUGACGCAGACGAUGAACACUCGGGGUGGCAGGACGUCGUACUGCAGAGGGAGAAACCGCAAGGAGGCGUUCCUGCCCUUGAGUUAAAGCUGGACGGUGAGCCGCAGGGUAGUGAGGAUCCAGGCUGGCCGUACCAUGGUCGAUGGUGGUGGGUGUCGUCGCAACCGGCCAGCGCGGAAGACGAGCCAGCCAUCAAGAAAAUAGGCUCUGUAGGUCUGAGCGAGUGGACUGGGCUAUGGGAGCCUGAGGGUGAUGCUGAAGGGUCAGAGGGCGGGAAUGGAUCCGGGGCUGAGGACGAAGACGGUUGA
Molecule: messenger RNA, 750 nt
Organism: Peniophora sp. CBMAI 1063
Lineage: Eukaryota; Fungi; Basidiomycota; Agaricomycetes; Russulales; Peniophoraceae
Source: the annotation of a GenBank genome assembly